AUGGAGCCAUCCAAUGGAACUACACCUCGCCCUGAGGGGUCUGAGGGGGUUAUCAAGCCUCCAGAGGGUAUGGUUCUUCCUCCCAAGGAUAUUCGCAAAGCCAUCGAGACCACAGCAAGCUAUGUCGUUCGCCAUAAAGGUGUCUUUGAAGACCGUAUCCGCGAGAGGGAAAGGAACAACUACAAAUUCUCUUUCCUGAAUGCUGGAGAUGCCUACGAGCCAUACUAUCAAUGGUAUAUCGCCGAGUACAGAGCAGGUCGAGUCGGACCAGCACGAGCUGGCGAGGCUGUCGCCGCUGCGGAACCCGAAAAGCCCAAAGGACCACCUGAACCAUCUCCGUUCCACUUCUCUGCGCGCAUGCCUAUUAUCAAUGCGCAGGAUUUGGAGGUGGUGAAGCUCACGGCGAUAAAUUCCCAGUUCGACUUCUUGCGCCCACAGCAUAGUCUCUACCAAUUCUUCACGCGUUUGGUCGACCAAUACACUAUCUUGCUUCGCGACGAGGGUAUCGAUGACGUGACUUCAGCCACGAAGAGAAUCGAAGAGCUGCAACAAAGUGCAAAGAACAAAUUCCACGUCAUGGAGCGCGCUAAGCAGCGCGCAGAAUGGGUGAAAUACCAACGUCAACAGAAGCAAGAGAAGGAACAGCAAAGUGAACAGGAACGCAUUGAGUACGCCCAGAUCGACUGGCAUGACUUCGUCGUGGUCGAGACUAUUGAAUUCACCGAGCACGACAACCACGCAGACUUGCCACCGCCGACCUCCGCCAAUGAUCUGCAGUCCGCCUCCCUCGAGCAGAGAGCAUCCUUUUCCCUCAACGCACUCCGUAUCGAUGAAGCGAUGCCCAAUGGCCUUGACGAACCCGUCUACUACAACGCCUACCCAGUUCGACCAGCACCGAUGCCCGUCCCUCAGCCCGCCCCCCAGCCCGCAGUCGCGCCCUACCCAGCAAGCCCCUACCCCGCAGCCGGCCAGUUCACCAACCCUGCCGAAGACCAGCGCAUCCGCGAGCGGACCCAGGCGCGCGACCAAGCCGCCGCCGCCCAGGCAGCAGCCCAAGCCCCCCCAGGCCAACAGCCAAUGCGCAUCCGCUCAGACUACGUGCCCCGCGCUCAGGCCCGCCGUCAACAAGCCCAGAUGGGGAUCUGCCCUUACUGCAACCAGAAAGUGCCCUCCAACGAGCUGGACGAGCACAUCCGUAUCGAGCUGCUCGACCCGCGCUGGAAAGAGCAGCGUGCCAAGGCCGAAGCCCGCAGUGCCACCACCAAUCUGUCCACCGUCGACGUGGUCAACAACCUCAAGCGUCUUGCCAGCCAGCGCAGCGACGUCUUCGACCCUGCUCCCCUCGACCCCGAGGAGGAAGCUCGCCGCAAGCGUCUGUCUACGGGUCUCGAUGCCUCGGCUGGCCCACAGAACCCGAACGCCACUCCCAACCCCCAGAGCAUGAACAUCGAAGAUCAGCUCCGGCACAUUCACCAGCUUGCCAAGAAAUGA
This is a messenger RNA of Penicillium psychrosexuale, 1491 nucleotides long. RefSeq lists its product as uncharacterized. The record is from RefSeq and is a predicted model, not a curated record. Lineage: Eukaryota; Fungi; Ascomycota; Eurotiomycetes; Eurotiales; Aspergillaceae. Gene Ontology annotation, biological process: mRNA cis splicing, via spliceosome; regulation of alternative mRNA splicing, via spliceosome. Gene Ontology annotation, molecular function: RNA binding. The coding region runs from base 1 to 1491 and encodes 496 amino acids. The transcript has 2 exons. Gene Ontology annotation, cellular component: U2-type prespliceosome; U2 snRNP; catalytic step 2 spliceosome.